AUGGUUUUAAAGGUGGGACACAGCGAGAGCUCAAGUGCAACCCUUUCUUCCAACGUGCCUUCCUGCAAGUCCCUGUCCUCCUGUCACGCUAGCUUCUCUGAUGGGGAGCUUGCCCAGAACGUUCGGGAAGGUGUCACGCAUCGCAUGCUCUACCUCUCAGAGCAGCUUAGAGUGGAGAAGGCCAGACGAGAUGAGAACACCAUGAGCUACCUCAAGCUGGUCUCCAGAGCUGACCAGCAGCAGGCCCCGCACAUCCGGAAGGCUUUUGAGAAGGUGAACCAGCGCACCUCUGCCACCAUUGCGCAGAUCGAACGAAAGCUGUACCGGUGUCACCGGCAGCUAAAGUCGCUGGAGAUGGACUGCAGCCCCACGUGCUCAGUGCUAGAAGUGGACAAAAGCCUGGACAGCUGUGGGCAGCCUCAUGUGAGGGCCUCAUAUUCCGAGUCUCCCAAGCCAAGAGGGAAAGAUGGCCCAUCCGGCGUGCCUGCUGUUGCUAGGUCCCCCACUCUGGAGAGUCAUUUGUCAGGCUCACAGCAGGGGAUAAUCUCCGAGUCAAAGCACGUGGCCCAGCAAAGAAAGCUGCUGUUGAAGACGGCGAAGGAAGAGCUGGCAGAAGUCAAGGAGGUACACGCUGGCCUUCAAAGAUCCCAUCAGAGCUUCAAGGAGAGGUACCUCGCAGACCUACAGGGGGUACUUGAGGCCCUGUGUGAGAAGAAAUGCAGACAAUCAUUGAUGGCAGAACAGGUGAACAACCACCUGCAGAGACAUCUGGAUGAAAUUUGCCACCUCAAACAGCACCUGGCCUGCACUGAAGAGAAAAUGGCUUAUUUGUCCUAUGAAAGAGCCAAGGAAGUAUGGGAAACCAUGGAGACUUUCAAGAGCAGAAUAUCCAAGCUAGAAACACUUCAGCAAGCCACUCAGGUGGAGAUGGUGGCCCACCUCAGAAGGUGUCCCCAGAACUUUUUGUUCAAAUUCAUAAGCCUGCUCCUUACACUGGCCACCAUCCUCUUAGUCUUGGUCUCCACCAUGUGCUCCUUCCCCUUGCCCCUGGUCAACUCGCGUUUGCGCAUUUGCACCGCACUCAUGCUGAUUGGCCUCGGGGCCACGGUCUGGCAAAAGCGGCAUACCACCCCCAUCGUGGACUGGCAGGCCUGGGUCCCGUUAAGGUGGAGACCGGCCUCUAAGCCUCCAUCAGAUGGCUAA
Messenger RNA from Jaculus jaculus (lesser Egyptian jerboa), 1203 nucleotides. RefSeq names its product testis expressed 28 (gene Tex28). The transcript has 4 exons. The record is from RefSeq and is a predicted model, not a curated record. Gene Ontology annotation, cellular component: endomembrane system. NCBI's taxonomy places the organism in Eukaryota, Metazoa, Chordata, Mammalia, Rodentia, Dipodidae. Bases 1 to 1203 code for a protein of 400 amino acids.